Glycine soja is the source of this 1853-nucleotide messenger RNA. Its product is annotated as (3S,6E)-nerolidol synthase 1-like. Bases 28 to 1749 code for a protein of 573 amino acids. Lineage: Eukaryota; Viridiplantae; Streptophyta; Magnoliopsida; Fabales; Fabaceae. The record is from RefSeq and is a predicted model, not a curated record. Gene Ontology annotation, biological process: diterpenoid biosynthetic process. Gene Ontology annotation, molecular function: terpene synthase activity; magnesium ion binding. The transcript has 7 exons.
ACUUAGCUUGCUCAUAUUUUGUUUGCCAUGGCACUGCAUUUCAAAACGUGCAUUUUUUCUUUCAAACCUCAUCAAAUUAUGACAACAAAGGCUCAGCUUUCUCAAAGCUUCAAUCCUGCUAAACUUGAUUCUCUUCACAUUGCCAACAAAUGGAACAUUGUUCAAGAAGAAAGAUCUAGCGCAUUAUUCACAAAAACUGGAGAUCUCAUCAGCAUUAAUCACUCAGACAAACUGGAGGUGGUCAAGAAUGAAUUUAUGAACACUGUGGGUGAAAAUUCAUUAAGAGGUUUGUACAUGAUUGAUGCCAUGCAGCGCCUAAAUAUUGAUUACCACUUCCAAGAGGAAAUUGAAGAAUUCCUAAGGAGGCAAUAUGUGAAUUCUACUACUAUUGCGGGUGGUUAUUAUGGUGAUGAUAUUCAUGAGAUUGCACUUCGCUUCAGGCUAUUGAGACAACAAGGUUUCUUUGUGCCCGAAGAGGUGUUUCACAAGUUCACAAACAAGGAGGGAAAGUUCAACCAAAAACUUGGUGAAAAUAUAAAGGGAAUGGUAGAGUUAUAUGAAGCCUCACCGUUAGGCAUAGCAGGGGAAGACACACUUGCUGAAGCUGGUGAAUUUAGUGGCCCAGUCCUAAAGGAAAAGUUGGAUUGUAUAGAUAUCCAUAAUCUUGAAGCUAAGUUUGUGAAGAGAACCUUAGAACAACCUUUCCACAAAAGCUUGCCCAUGUUUACUGCUAGAAAUUUCUUUGGUGAUUUCGAUGCCACGAAUACAUGGUUAGGUUCCUUAAAAGAAGUGGCGAAAAUGGAUUUCAGUUUGCUGCAAUGCAUGUACCAUCGAGAGAUUACUCAAAUUUCAAACUGGUGGACAGGGCUUGGUUUAGCCAACGAGUUAAUGUAUGCAAGAAAUCAACCACUUAAAUGGUACAUUUGGUCAUUGGCAUGUUUCACGGAUCCUACUUUGUCAGAGGAAAGGGUUGAGCUCACAAAACCAAUAUCUUUAAUCUACAUAAUAGAUGACAUUUUCGAUGUUUAUGGGACACUAGAUGAAUUAACUCUUUUCACAGAAGCUGUUUGCAGAUGGGAUAUUACAGCAAUUGAGCAGCUACCAGAUUACAUGAAGGCAUGUUUCGGAGUUCUCUACAAUCUCACAAAUGAAAUCAGCUCCAAGGUCUAUCAGAAGCACGGGUGGAACCCCAUAGACUCUCUACAACAUGCGUGGAAGAGUUUGUGCAAAGCCUUCCUAGUUGAAGCAAAAUGGUUUGCUUCUGGGAACUUGCCCAGUGCCGAAGAAUACUUAAAGAAUGGAAUAGUAAGCUCUGGAGUGCAUAUUGUGAUGGUUCAUGCUUUCUUUCUUUUGGGGCAUGGAUUAACAGAGGAAAAUAUUAAGAUCAUAGACAGAAACCCUGACAUCAUUUCUUCCCCCGCAACAAUUCUUCGACUUUGGGAUGACUUGGGAAAUGCAGAGGACGAGAAUCAACAAGGCAAUGAUGGAUCGUACGUGAAUUGUCUCAUGAUGGAUCACCCACACUACACGACGAGAACAGCAAGAAAAAGGGUGAUGAGUAAGAUCUCCGAUGCAUGGAAGAGCCUCAACCAAGAGUGCUUGUUUGGUAACCAUUUCCAUUCGACAUUCACUAAGGCCUCACUCAAUCUUGCAAGGAUGGUACCAUUGAUGUAUAGUUAUGACGACAAACAGUCCCUUCCAGGGCUAGAGGAGCAAGUCAAGUCAUUGCUUUAUGAUGAUUUUCUUUAAUCUCUAGGUUGGCCUAAAAUAAAUUGACCUCACUGAUUGAAGGAAGUUCCAUAAUGGUUCACUAUUUUCUCAUACUAAAUUUUAUAGAAAAUAAGUUUAAUUAA